Molecule: messenger RNA, 783 nt
Organism: Botrytis byssoidea
Lineage: Eukaryota; Fungi; Ascomycota; Leotiomycetes; Helotiales; Sclerotiniaceae
Exons: 3
Coding region: 1-783 (260 amino acids)
Molecular function (GO): oxygen binding; heme binding
Source: RefSeq, a predicted model, not a curated record
AUGGCUUCGAGAUCGACACUACAUAUUGAUCGAAAGGAUCUUUACACGGAUCUAGAAACACGAAUUCAUUAUCUACACUCUUUUCUUGACUUCAGUUCACGAGACAUAGAAGCCCUCAUUUAUGGCUCAAAAUACAUCAAACAACUCAUACCAGCCAUCGUGAAUAUUGUAUACAGAAAACUUCUUCAAUAUGACAUUACAUCACGUGCCUUCACAACUCGCAGCACAAGUUAUGAGGGUCCGCUAGACGAACUGCUAGAUGAGAAUAGUCCUCAAAUCUUACACAGAAAGAUGUUUCUGAGAGGCUAUCUCCAUAAACUCUGUUCGGAUCCAAGCCAAAUGGAAUUCUGGGAGUACCUCGACAAAGUCGGGAUGAUGCACGUAGGACGUGGUCGAAAACAUCCUCUUCAUGUGGAAUAUGUACACAUAGGAGUUUGUUUGGGGUUUGUGCAAGAUAUUAUUUUUGAGGCGGUUCUCUCGCACCCGAAAUUGAGAAUGGAGAAAAAGAUAGCGAUCGUGAAAGCGAUUGGGAAAGUGUUGUGGAUUCAAAACGAUCUUUUUGCAAAAUGGUAUGUCAGAGAUGGUGAUGAGUUUGCUGGGGAGAUGGAGGAGGUGAUGGUGGAGAGGGAAGGCUGGUUGAAGGGGAAGAAAGUCAUUGAUGGAGAGGAGAAGUUAGAUGUUGAAGGCGAGGGGAGUGACGGAAAGACGCCUAUCGAGGAUGAGAAAGUGAAGGAAGCCCCAGCUUCUUGUCCAUUUUCUGGGUUUCAGGUUAAAAAGGAAUAG